GAAGAUAGUGCAAGAUGUUCAACUCCAGCAGCAGCCCCUGGGCAAACAACUGCAGCCACAGCACGGUGAUAACCACAAGAGUCAUCCCGCUGCUCUACUGCUUCAUCUUCCUCGCAGGGCUCUCGCUCAACGCCGUGGCAGCCUGGGUCUUCCUCUACGUUCCCAGCACAAAGAGUUUUAUUGUCUAUCUCAAGAACAUCGCUGUGGCCGACCUCCUCAUGAGCCUGACGUUUCCUCUCAAAAUCCUCGCGGAUUCAGAGGUUGCCCCUGUGGAGCUGAACCUGUGGGUGUGCAGGUACUCGAUGGUUGUGUUCUACAUGAACAUGUACAUCGGGAUCGCCUUCUUCGGCCUCAUAGGCUUUGACAGAUACUACAAAAUCGUGAAGCCUUUGUUCACCUCCUUUGUUCACACAGUUAACUACAGCAAGGUGGUCUCCAUAACCAUAUGGCUGUUACUGAUGACUCUGUCAUUUCCAAAUAUGAUUUUAACUAAUAAAAUCACCGAAGACAAUGACUCUAGAAAAUGCAUAGGUCUUAAAAGUGAGCUUGGCAGACAAUGGCACAAAGCAACAACUUAUAUUUGCACUGGGAUUUUCUGGAUUGUUUUCUUCCUGCUAAUCGUAUUCUACACUUCUAUAUCCAAAAAAAUAUACAGCUCUUACAAAAAAUUCCGGAGGAGCUCAGACAUGGCCAAGAGGAAAACCAGCCGGAACAUAUUCACCAUCAUGUUAGUGUUUGUCAUUUGCUUUGUGCCCUACCACCUGUGCAGGACCCCGUACACCCUGAGCCAGACCAGCUCCCACUUCACCUGCCAGUCCCAGAAAUCGCUCUUCUACGCCAAGGAGUUCACUCUGGUGCUGUCUGCUGCAAACGUCUGCCUCGACCCCAUUAUUUAUUUUUACCUCUGCCUCCCCUUCAGAGAAAAGCUGUAUCAAAAACUGCAUCUCAAGCUGAAAGCUUCAGGUGAGGUUGAAAUUUCUAAAUCCAGAAGAUCAAAUACGCUUGGGGAAAGUAUAAACAUAGUGUAGGUUUGUGUCUCUGCAGUAAUGCACAUUUCAGGAAGUUAUUCAUGAAUGCAGAUGUCCCAAAGAAACAGAGACAACCAGCAACUAACAGGAGAGGGGUUCAGCACAGCACCAGCUGCUGCUUCUCUGUCUGAACCCAGAGCUCAUGUGCCAAUACAUUCACUACCUGCUGUUGCAGCCAACGCCCUGAUUGCACCUGGUCCCAUCUGGGUCCCAAGUUCAGAGACAGGAGUCCCUGAACAGCACAGUGUGGAGCUCCAGGCAGUGUGUGUCUGAGAGGAGAGUCCAACAGAGCCAGAACCACACCAGUCUGCUUCCCUGGACUCACAUGAACAGAACCAGAACCACACCAGUCUGCUUCCCUGGACUCACAUGAACAG
Molecule: messenger RNA, 1405 nt
Organism: Cyanistes caeruleus (blue tit)
Lineage: Eukaryota; Metazoa; Chordata; Aves; Passeriformes; Paridae
Source: RefSeq, a predicted model, not a curated record